Molecule: messenger RNA, 375 nt
Organism: Phaeodactylum tricornutum CCAP 1055/1
Lineage: Eukaryota; Bacillariophyta; Bacillariophyceae; Surirellales; Neidiaceae
Exons: 1
Biological process (GO): protein import into mitochondrial matrix
Cellular component (GO): mitochondrial inner membrane; TIM23 mitochondrial import inner membrane translocase complex
Molecular function (GO): transmembrane protein transporter activity
Source: RefSeq, a predicted model, not a curated record
CGGGAGCCGUGUCCCUGGCGUAUAGUGGAUGAUGUUGGCGGUGCCUUUUGCAUGGGUGCGAUUGGCGGAGGUUUGUGGCAUACGAUUCGCGGAGCCCGACUCGCCCCGUCUGGAGCCCGCUUGGCGGGUUCCGUAAGCGCCGUACAGGCCCGCGCCCCCGUACUGGGUGGACAAUUCGCCGUAUGGGGCGGUAUCUUUGCGUGCUGCGACUGCAGUCUCACGGCAAUUCGUCAAAAGGAAGAUCCCUGGAACAGUAUCGUGUCGGGUGCAGCGACGGGCGGUGUGCUCGCGGCGCGGGCGGGACCCCGGGCCAUGGCCAGUGCCGCCGUGGUCGGCGGCGUCCUGCUCGCACUCAUUGAAGGCAUGGGAAUCAUG